This is a messenger RNA of Colius striatus (speckled mousebird), 3902 nucleotides long. RefSeq names its product mitofusin 1 (gene MFN1). The record is from RefSeq and is a predicted model, not a curated record. Gene Ontology annotation, cellular component: mitochondrial outer membrane. Bases 338 to 2560 code for a protein of 740 amino acids. Gene Ontology annotation, biological process: mitochondrion localization; mitochondrial fusion. Lineage: Eukaryota; Metazoa; Chordata; Aves; Coliiformes; Coliidae. Gene Ontology annotation, molecular function: GTP binding; GTPase activity. The transcript has 18 exons.
GGGCUCCGGGAGCGACGGCCUCGGUCCCAUUCCUGCCCGCGGGCCGCCCGCGGCCUCAGCGCGAGCCCUGCCCUCGCGCCCUGGCCGUUCCUCAGCGACGGGCGAUGGCGGCGGCGCCUCCCCCGGCCGGCGGCGUGGGCAGGGCCUGUUGGGCGGCCGAGGGCAGCCACGGGCCCGUCCCCGCUGGGCCGAGAGGACAGGGCUGACCUCCGAGCGGUGGCGACGUUGGGAGCCGCGUUUUUGAGGAAAAGUCUCGUAUGUCGAGGACGAACCGCACCAAAGCAGUUUAAACCCGCCCCCGAGCUUCGUGAGCUGCCGUCGGCGCGUGUGGUGCAUAAUGGCAGAAGCUACGGCCUCUCCUCUGAAGCACUUUGUGCUGGCUAAAAAGACAAUCACUGCCAUCUUUGACCAGCUGCUGGACUAUGUCACUGAGGGAGCAACUUUUGUGGAAGCAACAUACAGGAACCCAGAGCUCGGACAUAUAGCAACAGAAGAUGAACUUGCAAAAAUACAGGCAUAUAAAAAUAAGUUAGCAGUCAUCGGGGAGGUGCUGUCACGGAGACACAUGAAAGUGGCAUUUUUUGGCAGAACGAGCAGUGGGAAAAGUUCAGUCAUUAAUGCAAUGCUGUGGGAUAAGGUGCUUCCUAGUGGGAUUGGCCAUACAACUAACUGCUUUCUCAGCGUGGAGGGGACAGAUGGAGAUAAGGCUUAUCUCAUGACAGAAGGAUCAGACGAAAAGAAGAGUGUCAAGACAGUCAAUCAGCUUGCUCAUGCACUUCACAUGGAUAAAGAUUUGAAAGCUGGCUGUCUUGUCCAUGUCUUUUGGCCCAAGUCAAAAUGUGCCCUGCUGAGAGAUGAUUUGGUUUUGGUGGACAGCCCUGGCACAGAUGUCACUACAGAGCUGGACAGCUGGAUUGACAAAUUCUGCUUAGAUGCUGACGUAUUUGUCUUGGUUGCCAAUUCUGAAUCGACUCUGAUGAACACGGAGAAACAUUUUUUCCAUAAAGUGAACGAACGACUUUCCAAGCCAAACAUCUUCAUCUUGAAUAAUAGAUGGGAUGCCUCUGCAUCAGAACCAGAAUAUAUGGAAGAUGUGCGUAGGCAGCACAUGGAGCGCUGUCUGACGUUUCUAGUUGAUGAGCUCAAAGUUAUUGAUCCUGUAGAAGCCAGGAACCGCAUCUUUUUCGUUUCAGCAAAAGAAGUUCUGAGUGCCAGGAGGCAGAGGGCCCAAGGAAUGCCAGAGGGCGGUGGAGCUCUGGCUGAAGGAUUUCAAACGAGAUUCCAGGAAUUUCAGCAUUUUGAACAGAUAUUUGAGGAGUGUAUCUCGCAGUCAGCCGUGAAAACCAAGUUUGAGCAGCACACUAUCAGAGCUAAACAGAUAAUAGACACUGUGAAAGACAUUAUGGACGCCAUAAACGUAGCAGCAGCAGAGAAAAGGGUCCAUUCCAUGGAGGAGAGGGAGGAUCAGAAGGAUCGCUUGGACUUUGUUCGGAACCAGCUGAACCUGCUGACGGAAGAUACGAAGGAAAAAAUCAAACGUGUUACUGAGGAAGUAGAAAACAAGGUCUCCUGUGCCAUGACUGAUGAGAUCUGCCGACUGUCGGUUUUAGUGGAUGAAUUUUAUUCAGAUUUUCACCCUUCUCCUCAGGUUUUGAAGCUCUACAAGACAGAACUGAACAAACACAUAGAGGAUGGUUUGGGAAAGAACCUGGCUGAUCGUUGCUCCAGUGAAGUCAAUCAGUCGAUGCAUCAGUCGCAGCAGGAGAUCAUUGAAAACCUGAAACCGUUGUUGCCUUCUGGUGCUCAGAAUCAGCUCCACUUGCUAAUUCCAUGCAGGAAGUUUGACCUUAGCUAUGAUCUAAACUGUCACAGCCUGUGUGCGGAUUUUCAGGAGGAUAUCAUGUUCCACUUCUCCUUGGGAUGGACUUCGCUUGUGAACCGUUUCUUGGGCCCUAAACAAGCUCAGAGGGUACUGUUAGGACUGGCAGAUCCAAACUUCCAAAUCCCUCGUCCCUUAGCUGCCACCCCGUCAGCCGCGGGCCUUCCCACCACAGCUCCAGACAACGUGUCGCACGAUGAUUUCAUGGUGCCCUUGGUAAUGACUUUGGCCUCACUGACAUCACGGACCUCCAUGAGCAUCAUCAUUGUUGGAGGAGUGAUUUGGAAAACAGUGGGCUGGAAACUCAUCUCCUUUUCCCUAAGCAUGUAUGGGCUGUUGUAUCUUUACGAGAGACUCACCUGGACCACCAAAGCAAAAGAGAGAGCUUUCAAGCAGCAGUUUGUGAACUAUGCGACUGAGAAGCUGCAGAUGAUUGUCAGUCUGACCAGUGCCAACUGCAGCCAUCAGGUGCAGCAGGAGAUGGCCACCACCUUUGCUCGGCUCUGUCAGCAGGUGGAUAUUACUCAGAAGAACCUGGAAAAUGAAAUUGCCAGGCUCUCCAAAGAAAUAGAUCAGCUGGAGAACAUUCAGAGCAGCUCCAAGCAUCUAAGAAAUAAAGCCAUUCACCUUGAGAAUGAACUAGAUCGCUUUACCAAGCAUUUUCUUCAAAAGAGCAAAUAAGUCAUCCCUGGUAACUUUCCUGCUGAUCCUUUGUAGGACAAGGUAGAAGUUUUACAGAUAACACUUCUCCUCUGUGGAGUCACAUGAAAUAAUUUAUAUUUUAAAUGCUACUUUGAUUACAAUCAUUCAUUAUUGUAAAACUUGGACUCUGAUGGUGAACCAAUCUGAAGAGCUGUGGUACUCUGAGUGUUAUGUUUGUUUUGCAGAUUUGGGGUUAAAAAUUAUCUUUACACACUAAAUUUCUUUGGGCACUUGACAAUAAAAGCCCCACUCGGUAUCAGUUCUCGUUAGUGUCGAGCAGGGCCAGUCUCACUUCCUGGCACCCAGGAGUUGAUGCAGGGAGGGAGUUGUGACCCUCAGCAUUGGUGCCCGAGUGCAGCUGCUUGUCCCUGUGUGCCUGGGUGGGGAAAGGACUCGAGUUGUCUGGAAAGCAGGUGAAAGUGUCUUGGGCAGCAGUUGCUCCAGUGGAGGUGAAGGGUAAUGGUAAAGCACGGUGUGCUCACCCGUGAAAGGCUUGUUUCCCUUUGGGCUGCCACCCCGAGCCAAGGUGGCUUCGAGGAAGUAAAAACAAACCUUCCAAGGAGCUUGUCAGAUUUGUCACAGGUGCUGAAGUACAGGGGAGAGAACAGGGCUGGAACCCAAGCCCCGUGGAGCUGUGGGGGAGGUCACUGGCCGCAGCCAGGCCCCGGACUCGCCGUUCGCAGGGUGGGGGCAGCGCUGGGGCUGGGCCGGGCCGUUGUUCCUCAGGCAGUACCCGCAGCGAGCCCCCGGCUGUGCUGUAGCCCCGGGCUCUGCUCACCUCACUCACCUCCAGCAACUAAAAGCCUCUGUCAAAAGAAAAGGUUCCUGCUGAUGCCAUCUGCAUCACUUCGCAUCUGCUUUUUUUCUACCUAGACUUUUUAAGCAUUUUAAGAGACAAAAGCUUUUCAGAAUAUUUAUAUAUUUUUAUGGAAUGUUACCACGAGUGAAUGAAAUCCUCACCUGAGCUGGGGGAGCUGCCACUCCACCAAGGGCUAUCUUAAAACUGAUUCAAAAGCUGAUGCUGGAGGCAGUUGAUUAUUUAAAGAGCACUGUUUUCACCAUCAUGUGUGUUGGUGUUUGUUUCUGACUGUGGUGUUUCUGGCACGUGUGGCUCCAUGGGAACUGUCCUUAGCAGGGUGGGGGGGCUCAAGGGUGUGUGGGGAAACUGUAAAAUAAGGAGCAGCAGCCUGGGUUUCUUGUGUAUGAGGUUGCAGAUCUGUACAAGUGCUCUCAUUCUGGAGCAUUUUUAUGGACAUUGUAUCAAGAUAAAACUUUACAUGCACGUGUUCUACAGUUAUUUAUUAAAAAACUGCGCCCUCUU